AUGCCAGUGACUGAACGCAAGACCCUGGCCUGCGACGACGAAUGUCUCCGCCUUCAGCGCAAUGCCAAGCUUGCUGCCGCCCUCAAUAUCCCAUCCGACCACACGGAUGACCAUAUUCCAUACUCCACCACCACUCUCGACUACUUCAAAGGAAGCCCGAAGUGGUGUCAGACGCAAGAGCGCGAGUUCCGCGUCUUCGCUGCCGACACGACUGCCAAGCAGUUCCGCUUCAAGCCCAUGUCCGCCGCCCAACGUGCCUUCCUGCACUCCCUCGCUGAAGACUUUGCCCUCGACACCGAAUCCGUCGACCCGGAGCCUCACCGACACGUAGUCCUCUUCAAGGCGCCACGCUUUUCCAGCGCACCGAUGAAGACACUCGGCCAGUGCCUCAAGCUUCGCCCCGUGGUCGAGGCGCCCAAGAACGCCCCAGCAACCACGGGUGUUCCGUUCAAUGCGCUGCUACUCGCCAAUCCACGCUUCGCACUCACCCUCGAUGAGCUCCGCACUGCUGUUGCAUCCGAUCCGGCAACCGCGCAGAUCGCGGGGUGGAAAAUAGAGUUCCUCCCUAGUGAGGAGAUCGUGGUACGCGCGAGUCUUGCAGAUGGCGUCGACGAGGCAACCCUGCUGCGCCUCAAGCCUGCACUUACCAAGGUGGUGCUCGAGAAGAAGCUGGCGGGAGCUGUCGCGCUCUGCACUGUGGAUGCGAGCUUGAAUGUUUCACGGAGAGAGGACACCGGCUCUGCGGGAGGGUGGAGCCAGGUUGUCAAGGGUGCGCCUGUGAAGAAGAGAGUCGUCGACGAGUGGGCUGCCAGUGGCAAGAAUUCGUUUACGGUUCUUGGGAGCAAAGCGGCGGGGAAGAAGAAGGAGAAGGAGAAGGUAAAGGAGAGAGAGAGGCAGGAGAGCGUUGUGGAGAAUUGGGAGGAUGCGGUUGGAGCGUGGGAGGAGAGUGCCGAGGGGGCAACCGCCGCAGCCGUUGCUGGUGAAGUCGAUGAAAGUGAGUGUGAGUGUAGCAGAAGAAGCGCCGGCACUAGUCAGUGA
Pseudogymnoascus destructans is the source of this 1038-nucleotide messenger RNA. Its product is annotated as FKBP12-associated protein. Gene Ontology annotation, biological process: negative regulation of transcription by RNA polymerase II. Gene Ontology annotation, cellular component: nucleus. Bases 1 to 1038 code for a protein of 345 amino acids. Gene Ontology annotation, molecular function: RNA polymerase II transcription regulatory region sequence-specific DNA binding; DNA-binding transcription factor activity, RNA polymerase II-specific. Lineage: Eukaryota; Fungi; Ascomycota; Leotiomycetes; Thelebolales; Thelebolaceae. The transcript has a single exon. The record is from RefSeq and is a predicted model, not a curated record.